AUGUUACUAUUGGUGGAGAUACUGUUAAUAGUAUUGCCUAAAGUGCUGUGCAAGAAAUCAACCCUUCAAUGUGACUUUCGGGAGCCUCUUCCUAUUCGGCACACCUAUCAUCAGCUUGGAGAUGUUAAUAUUGCUGGCAUUAUUUCUGCAUUUGUGAUAUUUUCUGACCCCAUUGAGUUCACUCAACAUCCUUCACAGGCAUUUCAUGAUGGAUUUCUAAUAAUUUUUCAGAAUUACCAGCAUAUCCUGGCUUUAGUGUUUACUGUAAAAGAGAUAAAUGAAAAUCCCCAGAUCCUACCCAACAUCACGCUGGGCUUCCAUAUUUUUAACAGCAAUUUUAGUCCAAGCUGGACUUUCUUUGCCUCAAUGAUUCUACCUUUCACUCAGGGCAAAUUCAUCCCUAACUACAAGUGUGGGAUCAUAAAUACAUUGGCUGCAGUCAUUGGGACACCUGACAUCUCUCUUCACAUGGCAACUGUACUGGGAAUCUGCAAAGUUCCUCAGUUGACCUAUGGCUCUGCUCCAGUCAUAGAUAAAGAGACUCAAGCAGUUUUCUUCCAAAAAAUGUUUCCGAAUGAAUCCCACCAACGUAAGGGCCUCCUGCAGUUAUUGCUGUAUUUUAGAUGGAUCUGGAUUGGAAUUCUUGUAGUAAAGGAUGAGAAAGGAGAGAAAUUCCUCCAAGAGGUACUCCCCACUUUUUCUGAGCAUGGCAUCUGCACUGAAUUCAUAGCAGAAUUCCCAAAUGGAGCUUUUUACAGUGAUUUUGAUGAAACGAUAAAUGAAGUGCAACAUAUAUACCAUGUUCUCAUGAACAGCACAGCCAAUGUGAUAAUCUUAUAUGGUGAAUUUCAGUCCUUAACAGUUCUGAGAAGUAUCCUCCACAUUUCAGAAGUGGACGAUAUACCAAAGAAGAAUAAGAUUUGGUUUAUAACUGCUCAAACAGAUUAUACUUCGACUUCCUUUCAUAAAUCUUGGGAUAUAAAUUUUCUGCACGGUGCUUUAUCCUUUGCAGUUCACACAAAGGAAAUCCAAAACUUCCAGGAAUUUCUUCACAAUCUAAAUCCAAGCAACAAUCAGAAUGAUCAUUUUCGGAAAGGUUUCUGGGAACAGGCAUUCAGUUGUUUCUUCCCAAACUCAAAAAUGGAGGAGUCUGAGAAGAAAUGUACUGGACAGGAGAAGCUUGAAACCCUUCCUACAUCUGUGUUUGAAACAAGCAUGAGUGGCCAGAGUUAUAAUAUUUACAAUGCGGUCUAUGCUGUGGCACAUGCUUUGCAAUCUCUCUCUCUAGCCAAAUCUAGAGAAACAAGAAUGAUGAAAGAAAGAAGGAAACAUUUUCACAAUCAAGUGUGGUGGCAGAUGGUUGCUGAACAAGCAGUCAUUAAACGAUCAACACCUGUACAUAAGGGUUGCUAUGCUAUCUCAGUUAUUGUUGUUGCUUUAUUGCCCUUUAAUCCUUCACCCCCUGAACUUCUGGCCUUUAAUGGCAGGAAGCAGGUUCAUUCUUUUCUGAGAAGUGUCAGGUUCAACAACAGUGUUGGUGAAAAGAUCUCCUUUGAUACAAAUGGAGAAUUCAUUGGUGGAUUUGAUAUUAUCAACUGGAUCACAUUCCCAAACCAAUCAUUUCUUAGGGUCAAAGUUGGAGUGAUAGAUCCCACAGUUCCAGCAGAGAAGUUCUUCAAUAUUUCUGUAGAUUCCAUCACAUGGCCAGUAGGCUUUAACCAGGCAUUACCUUUAUCUUUAUGUAAUGAUCCUUGCGAGACAGGACACAGCAAGGCCAAGAAAGAAGGAAAGUUGUUUUGUUGCUAUGAUUGCCAUCUAUGUCCAGAGGGGAAAAUAUCAAACGAGAAGGACAUAGAUGACUGCUCUCCAUGUCCAGAAGAUCAAUAUCCAAAUCCCAGGAAAAAUGUGUGCAUUCCAAAGCGGAUCACCUUUUUGUCCUAUGAAGAACCCUUGGGGAUUAGUCUGACUGUUCUUUCUCUUUGCUUUUCUUUAAUGACAGCUUUGGUAAUAACAAUCUUCAUGAAACACAAAGACACUCCCAUCGUCAAAGCCAACAACCGGAAUCUCACUUAUACACUCCUAGUUUCUCUUCUCCUCUCUUUCCUUUGUGUCUUUCUAUUUGUUGGGAAGCCCAAUACGAUUGUGUGUCUCUUUCGACAACCAGCUUUUGGGCUCAUCUUUUCUGUGGCGGUUUCUUGUGUCUUAGCCAAAACCUUUGUUGUGGUUCUAGCAUUCAUGGCCACCAAACCCGGUUCCAGAUUGAGGAAAUGGGUUGGGGGAAGGAUGGUCAGUUUCAUUCUUCUAUCCUGCUCCCUUAUUCAAAUAUGUGUUUGUGCUGUGUGGCUGAUAACAUCCCCACCAUAUCCAGAUUUUGAUGCACAUUCAAUACCUGAAGAACUUAUCCUGGAGUGCCAUGAAGACUCGGUCAUGUUCUACUGUGUUUUGGGCUUUAUGGGUUUUCUUGCUCUGCUUAGCUUCUCUGCUGCUUUUCUAGCUAGGAAUUUACCUGACAGUUUCAAUGAAGCCAAAUUCAUCACCUUCAGCAUGUUGGUCUUCUGCAGUGUUUGGUUGUGUUUUAUUCCAACCUAUCUAAGCACUAGGGGAAAAUAUACAUUGUCUGUGGAAAUCUUCUCCAUGGUCUCCUCCAGUGCUGGCUUAUUGGUGUGCAUCUUUUCCCCCAAAUGUUUUAUCAUUGUGAUGAGACCUGAGCUUAAUGAUAAACACCAGCUCAUGAAGAGAAAGCUUUAAUAAAUCUUUAUGUUUGCCUGAUAUUCUUUAUAUGUACAUGUUGGGUUACUUCCUCACUUCAACAUUUAAAGUAGAGAACAAUGAACAGAGACAGUGAUGCUCUAUGUUGCCCCGUCUUCUGGAGAUUUGGAUAGCUUGGAAGGGUUGAAGUGAUAUGCCUCCAAGAGGUUCAUAUACAAAAAGAAUAUAGAAAAUUAUUAGAAAAUAGAAAAUUAGGAACAUUAUACACAACUUUAGCAGAUAAAAAGAAAGGGGGUAUUGCCAUAUAUGUAAAGGAAAAAAUCAAAUCAAAUCUAAGAUAUGCAGACGACAAAGGUAGAAUUUUGAUGGUGG
Pantherophis guttatus is the source of this 3081-nucleotide messenger RNA. NCBI's taxonomy places the organism in Eukaryota, Metazoa, Chordata, Lepidosauria, Squamata, Colubridae. The record is from RefSeq and is a predicted model, not a curated record.